GUUCCUCAGUGACGCAGCUGCUGGCUCGGGACCUGGACAACGAUCCGCUGGUCUUUGGUGUGGUUGGUGAGGAAGCAAGCCGGUUCUUCGCUGUGGAGAGCAUGACUGGUGUUGUCUGGCUCCGGCAGCCCUUGGACAGAGAGACUAAGUCAGAAUUCACGGUUGAAUUUUCUGUCAGCGACAGCCAAGGGGUGAUCAAAGGGACAGUCAACAUCCAAGUGGGAGACGUGAAUGACAAUCCCCCACGAUUCCACAACCAGCCCUAUAGUGUCCGCAUACCAGAGAAUACACCGGUGGGCACUCCGAUUUUCAUAGUGAAUGCCACAGAUCCAGAUCAGGGGGCAGGAGGCAGCGUGCUUUACUCCUUCCAGCCUCCUUCCAAUUUCUUUGCCAUUGACAGUGGCCGUGGCAUCGUGUCAGUGAUACGGGAGCUCGACUAUGAAGUGACACAGGCAUACCAGCUCCAGGUCAAUGCAACGGACCAAGAUAAAAACAAGCCACUGUCUACUCUGGCCAACCUGGCAAUCACCAUCACAGAUGUGCAGGACAUGGACCCCAUCUUCAUCAACCUGCCCUACAGCACGAAUAUCUAUGAGAACUCGCCUCCGGGUACCACCGUGCGGAUGAUAACAGCAAUUGACCAGGACAAGGGCCGUCCCCGGGGCAUUGGCUACACCAUCGUCUCAGGUAACACCAACAGCAUCUUUGCACUGGACUACAUCAGUGGAGCCUUAACCUUGAAUGGGCCGCUGGACCGGGAAAACCCCUUCUAUACCGCUGGAUUCAUCCUCACAGUGAAGGGGACAGAGCUGAAUGAUGACCGCACACCCUCCAAUGCCACCGUCACCACCACCUUCAACAUCCUAGUCAUUGACAUCAAUGACAAUGCACCUGAGUUCAACAGCUCUGAAUACAGUGUGGCCAUCCCAGAGCUGGCCCAGGUGGGCUUUGCCCUUCCCCUCUUCAUCCAGGUGCAGGAUAAAGAUGAGGGACCCAACAGUGUUUUUGAGGUUUACCUGGUGGGCAACAACUCCAACCACUUCAUCAUCUCACCAACCUCCAUCCAGGGGAAGGCAGACAUCCGCGUCCGUGUGGCAGUGCCGCUGGACUUUGAGACCAUUCCUCGCUAUGAAUUUUCGCUCUUUGCAAAUGAGAGCGUUCCAGAUCACGUUGGCUUUGCACGCGUGAAGAUUAACCUCAUCAAUGAGAAUGACAACCGCCCCAUUUUCAGCAAGGCCCUGUACAAUGUAAGCCUCUUUGAGAACACCACCGUGGGCACCACUGUCCUCCAGGUCCAUGCAACUGACAAUGACGUGGGCACAUAUGGGAAAGUCAGUUAUUUUUUCAGUGAUGACCCUGAUCGUUUCUCACUGGACAAGGACACGGGCAUAAUCCUCCUGACAGCUCGGCUGGACUUUGAGACCAUGCAGCGUUACACCCUGACCGUCAUCGCCCGGGAUGGUGGCGGGGAGGAGACGACAGGACGCGUCAGGAUCAACGUCCUUGACGUUAAUGACAACGUCCCCACCUUCCAGAAGGAGGCAUACCUGGGGGCUCUGCGAGAGAAUGAGCCCUCCGUCACCCAGGUGGUCCGGCUCCGGGCAUCUGAUGAGGACUCCCCUCCGAACAACCAGAUCACAUACAGCAUUGUGCAGGCAUCUGCCUUUCAAGAUUACUUUGACAUCACAGUGUCGGAAGGGUAUGGAGUGAUCAGCGUGAACCACCCCCUUGACUAUGAGCAGGUGGCCAAUGGGGUUAUUUACCUGACUGUGAUGGCCAAGGAUGCUGGGAACCCACCGCUCAACAGCACUGUCCCCGUCACCAUAGAGGUGUUUGAUGAAAACGACAACCCCCCCACAUUCAGCAAGCCCUCCUACGUUAUAACCAUCAUGGAGGACAUUAUGGCAGGAGCCACGGUGCUGUUUCUCAAUGCCACUGACAUGGACCGGUCCAGGGAAUAUGGGCAGGAGUCGAUCAUCUACUCACUGGAGGGGUCCUCACAUUUUCGGAUCAAUGCUCGCUCAGGAGAAAUCACGACGACAUCUUUGCUGGACAGGGAGGCCAAAUCCGAAUACAUCCUCAUUGUCCGGGCAGUGGAUGGAGGCGUGGGCCACCAUCAGAAGACAGGCAUUGCUAUGGUGAACAUCACGCUGCUGGACAUCAAUGACAACUACCCCACGUGGAAGGAUGAGCCAUACUUCAUUAACCUGGUGGAAAUGACCCCCCCCAACUCGGACGUCACCACAGUGGUGGCUGUCGACCCGGACCUGGGCGAGAAUGGCACGGUGGUGUACAGCAUCCGGCCCCCCAACAAGUUCUACAGCCUCAACAGCACCACGGGCAAGAUCCGCACCACCGGUGUGCUGCUGGACCGUGAGAACCCCAAUGCCCAGGAGGCCCUGCUCAUGCGGAGGAUCGUGGUGUCAGUCACUGACUGUGGGAGGCCACCCUUGCGAGCUACCAGCAGUGCUACAGUUUUUGUCAACUUGCUGGACCUGAAUGACAACGACCCCACUUUCCAAAACCUGCCCUUCGCCGCUGAGAUCGCUGAGGGCCUUCCUGCAGGAUCCUCUGUCUUCCAGGUAGUGGCCAUCGACCUGGACGAGGGUCCAAAUGGACAGGUGACAUACCGCAUGCAGGUGGGGAUGCCCCGCAUGGAUUUCCUCAUCAACAGCACCAACGGGCUCGUCACCUCCACCACUGUGCUGGACAGGGAGAGAAUUGCUGAGUACUACCUGCGGGUGGUGGCCAGUGAUGCCGGUGUGCCCUCUAAGAGCUCCACCAGCACCCUGACUGUCAAAGUUCUGGACGUGAACGAUGAGAACCCUACCUUCUUCCCGGCGGUCUACAACGUGUCACUGCCUGAAAACGUGGCCCGGGAUUUCAAAGUGGUCAGGCUCAACUGCACGGAUGCUGACAUUGGGCUGAAUGCUGAGCUCAGCUACUUCAUCACAGGUGGGAACCAGGACGGCAAAUUCAGUGUUGGCUUCAGAGAUGGGGUGGUCAGGACAGUCGUGAGUCUGGACAGGGAGACUGUGGCAUCAUACACAUUGAUCCUGGAGGCUAUCGACAAUGGCCCCACUGGGAACCGGCGCACCGGGACUGCCACCGUGUAUGUGACUGUCCUGGAUGUCAAUGACAACCGACCCAUCUUCCUUCAGAGCAGCUAUGAAGUCAGCGUCCCUGAGGACAUCCCAGCUGCCAGCAGUAUAGUGCAGGUGAAAGCCACAGAUGCAGAUGAAGGCAUCAAUGGGAGAGUAUGGUACAGGAUUGUCAAAGGAAACGAGCACAACAACUUCCGCAUCAAUCCCAGCACUGGGCUAGUGAUGCGAGGCGUGCGGCACCUCGACAGGGAGCAGAACUCCUCUCAUGUCCUGGAGGUGGAGGCCUACAACACAGAACAGGGACCUAUGAGGAGCUCUGUGCGGGUGAUCAUCUAUGUGGAAGAUGUCAAUGAUGAAGUGCCGGUGUUCACCCAGCGGCAGUACAAUCGCCUGGGGCUGCGGGAGACAGCAGGGAUAGGGACUUCGGUGGCAGUGGUCCGGGCCACCGACCGAGACACAGGGAACGGCGGUCUGGUGAACUACAGAAUCCUGUCAGGGGCAGAAGGAAAGUUUGAGAUUGAUGAGAGCACUGGUCUCAUCACAACGAUUGAGUACCUGGACUACGAGACCAAAACCAGCUACCUGAUGAAUGUGUCUGCCACAGACCAAGCACCCCCCUACAACCAGGGCUUCUGCAGCGUGUACGUCAGCCUGCUGAAUGAGCUGGAUGAGGCUGUGCAGUUCUCUAACAGUAGCUACGAGGCUGUGAUCAUGGAGAACAUCCCCCUAGGCUCUGAGGUGCUGCAGGUCCAUGCCCGCUCUAUUGACAACCUCAACCAGAUCACCUACAAGUUUGACCCCAACACCAAUGCCCAGGCGCUCUCCCUCUUCAAAAUCAAUGGGAUCACUGGUGUGAUCACAGUCAAAGGCCUCGUGGAUCGAGAGAAAGGGGAUUUCUACACCUUGACGGUGGUGGCUGAUGAUGGAGGACCAAAAAUUGACUCUACGGUGAAGGUGACCAUCACGGUUCUGGACGAGAACGACAACAGCCCCCAGUUUGACAUCACCUCCGACUCAUCCGUGAGCGUGGCAGAGGACAGCGCUGUUGGCAAGCGGGUGGCCCUGGUCCUGGCCCGUGACCCAGAUGCAGGCAGCAACGGGCAGGUGACUUUCUCGCUGGCUUCAGGGAACAUUGGCCGGGCUUUCGAGAUCCGUACCACCAACAACACUUAUGGUGAGGUGUUCGUGGCACGGCCACUGGACCGGGAGCUGCUGGAUCACUACACCUUACGAAUCCAAGCCUCAGAUGGUGGUGUGCCUCCCCGGAGGAAGGAGCACACUCUGCGAGUGAAUAUCCUCGAUGUCAAUGACAACCCCCCCAUCAUCGACAGCCCCUUCGGCUACAAUGUGAGCGUGAGUGAGAAUGUCGGUGGUGGCACAGCAGUGGCCCAGGUACGUGCCACUGACCGGGACAUCGGCCUCAACAGCGUCCUCUCCUACUACAUCACCCAUGGGAAUGAGGACCUAACUUUCCGCAUGGACCGUGUCACCGGCGAGAUCGCCACCCGGCCGUCCCCACCAGACCGCGAGCGGCAGAGCUUCUACAGCCUGGUGGUCACCGUCGAGGACGAGGGCAACCCCUCCCUGUCGACCAUCCUGAAGUUCCUCUUGCUGUAA
This is a messenger RNA of Nestor notabilis (Kea), 4721 nucleotides long. RefSeq names its product cadherin-related 23 (gene CDH23). Lineage: Eukaryota; Metazoa; Chordata; Aves; Psittaciformes; Psittacidae. Gene Ontology annotation, biological process: homophilic cell-cell adhesion. Gene Ontology annotation, cellular component: plasma membrane. The transcript is spliced from 35 exons. The record is from RefSeq and is a predicted model, not a curated record. Gene Ontology annotation, molecular function: calcium ion binding. The annotation marks the transcript as partial.